UCGAAAACAGAGAGCCGAAAGCUGAAACUUAUCCACCGCUUUCCUUUUCCUCUUCUAGUAAAAAGCUCAACAUGAUUAUAAGAAGCAAGCAAGAAUCUGCAAAUUCUCUUAUCUUCUCCAUAAAUCUACCUACAGAUUAGAGCUCAGGAUUUUUCUCUUGCUAUCAGCCAUUCUCACGGAGCUGCGUUAAAGCUUUUUUGUGAUCUAUAUAUCUAUCGCGGAGCUUGUUUAGAGGAAAUGAUACUUUCGGCUCUGUUAACAUCGGUUGGGAUCAAUCUUGGACUAUGUGUUUCGUUUUUCACACUCUAUUCUAUAAUCAGGAAGCAACCCGGAAAUGCUUUUGUCUAUUUUCCUCGUUUGGUUGACAAGCAGAAAUCUGAAGGGCAAGGAGAUGAAUUCAAUUUCGACAGGCUUUUGCCUUCUGCUGAUUGGGUGAGAAGAGCAUGGCAACUCUCUGAAGAAGACCUCUUGUCAAGCUCUGGUUUGGAUGGUCUAGUUUUCGUGCGUAUUUUCGUAUUCAGUCUCAAAGUGUUUACAUUUGGUGGGAUUAUCGGGACAUUCGUUCUUCUUCCAGUUAAUUAUCUUGGGAAGCAGCUCAGCAUUGAUGAUUUUUAUGAUCUACCAAAGAAGUCUUUGGACUCUUUCAGUAUCUCCAAUGUUGACAACGGUUCAAACUGGUUAUGGAUUCACUUUUCUGCUGCAUAUAUUUUUACAGGAGUUGUCUGCUAUCUUCUUUAUUGUGAGUAUAGUUAUAUUUCAUCAAAAAGAAUUGCUUGCUUCUAUUUAUCCAAGCCUCAGCCUCAUCAAUUUACCAUAUUAGUCCGUGGCAUCCCUUCCUCAUAUGGAAGGAGCUUUAGUGAAAUAGUUGAGAGCUUUUUCACAGAGUAUCAUCCUUCUACUUACCUUUCACAUUCGGUGAUUCAUCAAACUAGCAAAAUUCGAGGUCUCAUUAAUGAUGCAGAUAAGCUGUAUAGAAGGCUUGCACACAUUAAAUCAGAAAAUCGUACUAAGCAAAAUUUUAAACGUGACGGCUUUUUGGGACUCUUUGGACGUAAAGUUAAUCUUUUAGACCACUACGAAAAGAAGUUGGAAGAUAUGGAAGAUAAUGUGAGAAUGGAGCAAAACUCAAUGGCAGAAAAGGAAGUUGCAGCUGCUUUUGUAUCAUUCAACUCACGUUUUGGUGCUGCAAUAGCUCUUCACAUCCAACAAGGGGUCAAUCCCACAGAGUGGGUCGUUGAGCAAGCUCCUGAACCUCAGGAUGUACACUGGCCUUUCUUUUGUGCAUCUUUCAUAAGAAGAUGGAUAUAUGAGCUGGUUGCAGCUGUUGCCACUGUUGCUCUCACAAUUAUGUUUCUUAUUCCCGUUGUAAUAGUGCAGGGUCUUGCUAACCUGAAUCAGUUGGAGACCUGGUUUCCAUUUCUGAAAGGCAUUCUUAGUCUAACUGUUGUCAGUCAACUUAUUACGGGAUAUCUGCCUAGUCUAAUUCUUCAUUUGUUCCUUUUUUUUGUGCCGCCCAUUAUGAUAUGGUUUUCCUCCAUGCAAGGAUACGUUUCCCUCAGUCAAAUAGAAAAAAGUGCUUGUACCAAGUUGCUAUACUUUACCAUAUGGAACAUUUUUUUUGCAAAUGUACUAUCAGGAUCAGCUUUCUAUCUGGUCAAUGUCUUCCUUGAACCCAAAAACAUUCCCAGGGUGCUAGCGGAAGCUGUUCCAGCUCAGGCAUCGUUCUUCAUUUCUUAUGUUGUGACGUCGGGAUGGACAAGUCUAUCAUCAGAGCUAGCUCGAUUAUUUCCUCUGCUUUGCAGCUUUAUCAAAAAACUAUGUGCCAGAAGAGAUGGUGACAAAUUUGAGGUCCCAGCAAUUCCAUACUACAGUGAAAUUCCCAGUGUCCUCUUCUUUGUACUUCUUGGUGUAACAUAUUUUUUCCUUUCUCCGCUAAUUCUGCCAUUUCUCCUGAUUUAUUUUUGCCUGGGAUACAUCAUCUUCCGUAACCAGCUGUUGAAUGUAUAUGCACCCAAGUAUGAAACUGGUGGAAAUUUUUGGCCUGUCGUGCACAAUUCCACAAUUUUUUCGUUGAUACUGAUGCAUGUUAUUGCAAUUGGGAUAUUUGGACUCAAGAAGCUGCCUCUGGCUUCCAGUUUAACAAUUCCUCUUCCAGUUCUCACACUUCUAUUCAAUGAGUACUGCAGGAAAAGGUUCCUACCCAUGUUUAAAGCUUAUCCUACUGAGUGUUUGAUAAAGAAAGAUAGGGAAGACCAAAAUGAGCCAAAUAUGCGUGAAUUCUAUGAUAAUUUGGUCACUGCUUAUCGUGACCCAGCACUGAUGCCAGUCUGGUAUGCCAGAAAUGGUGACACUCACAACUCGCCUCUUCUGCAUUCGGAACCUUGAAGGCCUCCGGCUGUUGUUUUCUUGAGUCGCUGUAUAACUCCUGUGAAAUGUGUAUAUUAGCAAUAAAUCGGUGUGCAAAUCGCCAAGGUUUCUGGGACUACGGGCCUUUUUUUUGUAGCACAAGGUUAUAGUAGCAAUUCAAUUUGUUUAGCUUAUGAUUGAUUUCA
Molecule: messenger RNA, 2552 nt
Organism: Manihot esculenta (cassava)
Lineage: Eukaryota; Viridiplantae; Streptophyta; Magnoliopsida; Malpighiales; Euphorbiaceae
Product: CSC1-like protein HYP1
Exons: 10
Coding region: 238-2385 (715 amino acids)
Cellular component (GO): plasma membrane
Molecular function (GO): calcium-activated cation channel activity
Source: RefSeq, a predicted model, not a curated record